AUGGAUGCGUCCUCCGUGGACGUAAGGCGCUCAGCCUUCGAGAAACUCGCGGCGCUUGGAGUCAAGUCAAAGGAAUAUCACGGGGAACAGGACAUCAACCGACUCCUUAAAGCAUGCGGUGGACCGAAGCUGCAAUCCAAUGGUUCUUUAGACGGUGUCUUCAGGGGCCAGGCCCCGACCUCUCGAGUGCCCAUGACCAUUCGAGAGCUGGAAAUUCUACUUGCUUUGUGCAAGACCUCACCGACAGUGUCUCAUCUUGACCACGCGGUGAGAUUGGUUUCGCAACUUUCCGAGUACUUGCCCGAGUCCCAUAGUCAGCUCUUCCGGUCCUCUCCAUUCCUGGUUGGCAUCAAGCCAUCACCAUGGGAAGAAUUAACCCGCAGCCUGACAACUGCCCUCCUUUCGUUGGCGUUGAACCACCCUUCUCUUCAGGACACAGCGGCGAAUGCUGUUGCCACAUACUUAGCAAACUGCGCUCAAGCAGUGGACGCCAUCGCUCCUGGGCCCAGUCAGCGUUCCCGGGCAGACGAUCCCGGCGAGCCAAAAGAGUCAGCGGAUAUAAUGGCAUUCACAGUCUCCUUCGUUGGGUUUUUGGAGGCAUCCGCACCUUACGCUCAUUUCUGGACGGCUGCGCAGAAAUUGGACAUAAUCAAGCAGGUGCAGGGAAUAUUGUCCGAGGGUUUUCUGGUGGCCGUUGAGACUGCUUCAUCCACAAUCCGUAAUUCAAAUACAUCCGACCAUGUCUUGCGAGAUUGGAGAAGGUAUUCUCGACGCUAUGCAGCCCAAGGUCGCCCUUUGGGUGCUAUGUUAUUACAGCAGGGUUUUAUGAAGUUUGUUAAGGCAUGCACAAUCACGACAGUCUUCGGAGCGCAGACUGUCAAUGAUGAAAGGCUUCUGGAUAACUACAUGACCGGAGUAGCUGUCCCAAGAGGCAACAGUGAUGACGCAGAGGGUGCUCUCGUCAAACAUUUGGUGAAUGCCAUUGCAGAGGAAAUCCAUCUCCUCGAAGACGGUUCUGAUUAUCUACAACUUGGUUCAUCUUGGCAGCAGGAGCUGGCAUUCUCUGUGAAAGCUUCGGCUCUUGUUGGCUUUCUCAACUGCGUUAUAUUGGAUGAAGAAUCAGCGGAUAUCGAGUUGUUGCUUUCGUGGCUCGAGGACACCCUUGCUGAUGCAAACCAGAUGGCGAGCUUUGACUUAGCCACUGUUGCUUUGAAGACUGUCGCUAGUAUCGCGAGAUUAUCGCCUUCCAACGCUUCAAAUCUGAGUCGUUCCUUGCUUAGGUUUAUUGUCCAAGGUGGAACGACUGGUCCUGUUGUUUCAGUGGCCGCCCAUUGCCUUGCCCAGGUCUUGAAUAUUUUGUCUCAAGAUUCCGUCAUCACGACACUAUAUUCAUUAGGAAAUGUAUUGAGUCCAACUGCCACAAGCACCGAGAAGUCCGCUCAGUAUUCAGUUGACACUCUUGAGAACGGCGCCAAUCCUGAACCCUACGCGCAACCGACCAACGAGAGCGUGAUUUCUCUUUCUUGCAAUGGCGAGGAGGAAACCACGGUAACUCACCGCAAUGUCAUCCACGCCAUUGUCACGAUUGCUACUAGCUGUAAUGAUGAUAAGAUCACUGCAUUAGCGCAGUCGAUGCUCCUUCAGAAAAUUGGAAAAAUCAAUAUCGUCGUGGACGCCUGCAUCAUUCAAGAGACAGCCACUCUGGCACUGAGCAACAGUCUAACUGAGUUUCAGCUGCUGCUCAAGUUUUAUACCCGUCUCCAUCGAGAAGGGCUUGCCAAGGGCCACAGUAUAAUUCUUGACGCCGUCCAGAAUGCGAGAACCUAUCUCUCUGUCAGCCUGAAACGAAACUCUUCGCUUUACAGGAUUUACCUAAUUCACCUCUUGGAAAGCAUUGUUAACAAGGGAGAUGUAACCGAUCUUGAACAUGACCGACAAAAAGAUAUUGUGCUCUCGCCAGAUGAUAUUACUCCCCUUCUCAAGCCUCUGGCACUUCUUGUCUCCUUGCGAAAUGAAACCAUAGGUGAUCCUCCCGAGAUCUCUGAAUAUGACGAGGAUAUGGCUGCUCUAUUCAGAGACGCUUGGUUUAAUAUCGCAGUUCACGGUAUAUCGCUCAAUUCUGAUGUUGGCCGACGAUAUUGCGACGAGCUCCGUGUUCUCGCCCAACACUCACCUCCAUUGGUGCCCGAAAACCGGACUGAGGUUCUGGAGAGUGAUGUAGAGCUGAACACCAUUCUGAGGCGAGGCAUGGCACCUCACCGAGUCGCCGAGCAGAAGAGGAUGCUCAUUAGCGAAUUACCUGACCACGAGUCUGAUGUCAAACGCCUGAACUAUCCAAAAACCAUCUUUCUGAAUGCAAGCUUGCUUAUUGAAAGUUUGCGGGCGUCCUCUGGAGAUUGCACAAAAAUUCUAACUUAUUUCCUCGACCCGAUGCUGAAUACAUCCGAAAUGGGCGGUUGUAUGGACGCUGUUGCUGAUAAGGCUGUCAGCAUUUACUUGGCAAAAACCCUGUCUGGGAAAAACGAGGAGUUCUCGGCCCCAUGUCUGUCAAAGCAGCUGGCUGAGAUUUUUGUGGCCUGCUGCCAUCGCAUAGGCAGGGUGCAGGAAGUUGCCAUCUCUUGCGCGAACAAGAUUAUUAGCAGAUCUCCUUCAGCAUUAUGUGAAAGACACUCGCUAUUCGCCUUGCUGGACCUUCUGACUGUCAUGUGGUCAUCUUGCCUUGAGGGAGAAUUGGAUGAGUUUGGUUGGAAAUCCACUUUCACCUCCUCCAGAGGCCAGGUUAAGGUUGAAUUAUCCGACAAUUACGAAUUCAGAAGACGCACACUAGAUUCGUUUUACAUCAGAGCUAAAGGUUGGGUGACGACGGUUGUAAAUAUUGCGCCGCUGGACGUUAAGGGCCUCUUGCAGACGUAUCUUUCAGAGUAUGAGGAUGACGGAGCAUAUGGCCAUAUUUCAUUAGGCCGCUCGUUUGCUCUGGAGAUGGCAUCUCUUAUUCCCCAGAGUGAUCAACGACUGGGUUCCAUUGACAAUUAUGGCAUAGACACGGUCAACUUUGCGUCUGAUUUUAUUGCACAGUACACUACGCGUCAAGAAUACCGAUAUUCAGAAGUGCCGCCAAUGAGCAGUCGAGCCAGCAUGGCUGACAAGUCCAGUUCGUGUGCCCAACUCCUGUGCUGUCAUUCCUUCUCUAACGAUCGAAUCAUCAAAGGCCUGGAGAUCCGCGCCACUGCGUCAGACACAUCCCAAGCUGUCAAAGAUAUGGAAGUGAUCUUGGCCCAUCUUUCUGAUCAGAUAUCCAAUGGGAUCGAUGUCUCUACUGACGAACUUCGCGAAGCGUUGCGGCGGGCCGCUGCUUUGCUAUGCAGUGGCAAUGAAGCUCACCCUUCAAUAGUUCACUACCUGGUCGGGAUACCCUUUCAGAGAUUCACAAAGGAGUCAAUAAACUUUGGGAUCUCACUCUGGCUCGGUGUAAUCCAUGAGAACCAGAACACGGAAUCUAGAAUCCUGGUUGAAGUGGCUGAAGCUUGGGAAAGGACCGUUCAACGCAAGAAAGGAAUUUUCAAUCCUUCCUUCAAUCAUCCGGAUCCAUUCGUCACAAAUAUCGAACUUCUACCUACAGAUAAAGCCUCCAUGCUUAGGAAACAGCAAAAGGCCCAGGAUAUUCUUUCUCCACACUUACGCAUUCUUCAAUUUUUCGAAAGCCAUUUUAACGCUAUCCGGCUAGGCAGUCCGCACUCACAGAGGAUAUUCUGUCGCGUGAUCAGCAGUACUCUCGUAGGCCUGAAAGAAACAUACGGACAUCCCCUAGCUAGAGAGGUCCACUUUCACAUCAUCUUGUUCGGAUUAAGAGUCCUCAAGCACUCGACGACUCAAAGCGCCAUCUCAAAAUGGAAAUUGAAAGAUCAGAUUCUGUCGGCCGCUCUAAGUUGGUUCAGACAUCCGCCUAGGUGGUCUUUUGGCGGCAACCGACUGCAAAUUAAGGCCGAAGACAAAGUACUUAAUGACGUUGCAUCUGCUCUAAAGAGCGUUGCCAGCAUAGGCUCUGCCAAUUCGGGGUCGUAUAAAACGUUACAGAGCAAGCAAGAGCUGCUACAAACUCUGAUUGAAAAUGAGCGGGCACGUCUCAAAGUGUGGCUCUACCCACUUGAACAGGAGAAAAGACACUAUAUGCCGGGUUUCGGUAACAAGAAUAACCCUGAGGGAAUUGCCUCGUUGCUCAGAAUUGCAUGGGCGGAGAGUGCCAGCUUGGCAAUUCAAAUAGCAGCUCGGUUCCCAUCAGAUAAGAUCCGCAACGACGUGCGUUGGUUGCUUCUCAACUUCCCCGAGAAGGCGCUGGACGUGCCAGAGAGUCUCGAAAUUAUGUUCGGCUCAGCUUUACCAGCGGACAUUUCCUUCCAACUCAAGUACUUAUUGUAUUGGGCUCCUGUGCCGCCCAUUGAGGCCCUCACAUAUUUCUUACCUGCCUAUGGCAACCAUCCAUUCAUUUUACAAUACGCAAUGAGAGCGUUAGAGAGCCACCCCAUCGAUGUCAGAUUUUUCUUCGUUCCCCAGCUUGUCCAAGCCUUACGAUACGAUGCCUUGGGUUACGUGGAGCGAUACAUUUUCGAGUCCGCGAAGCUGUCUCAAUUAUUCGCACACCAAGUGAUCUGGAACAUGAAAGCUAAUGCAUACAAGGAUGAAGAUUCUCAAAUUCCUGAUCCCAUCAAGCCCACAUUGGAUAACUUUAUGGACAUGCUGGUGUCGAGCUUUUCGAGCGAGGAACGAGACUUCUAUGAGAGGGAAUUCUCUUUCUUCAACGAGAUCACGGGAGUCUCCGGGAAACUGCGACCGUAUAUCAAGAAGAGUAAGCCUGAGAAGAAGCAAAAGAUCGAAGAAGAAUUGCGCAAAAUCAAAGUUGAAGUUGGGGUGUAUCUUCCCAGUAAUCCGGAUGGCGUGGUCGUCGGGAUAGACCGCAAAUCGGGAAAACCGCUACAGAGCCAUGCAAAGGCUCCUUACAUGGCCACAUUCCGGAUCAAGAAGACUAGGCGUCGAACUGAUGAUACUGUGGACAAGCCAAAGACCGCGAACCAGAGGGCGCGAGAUAGCACGGCUGAUUCCACAGUCCAGGCGUCAGCGGAUGGAGGCCAGGAAACGUACGAAGUCUGGCAGUCCGCCAUAUUCAAGGUCGGUGACGAUUGUCGGCAAGAUGUGCUCGCCCUGCAGAUGAUUGCGGCUUUUCGAAGUAUUUUUGCCAACGUGGGACUCGACGUCUGGGUGUUCCCAUACCGUGUCACUGCUACGGCACCUGGCUGCGGGGUCAUUGAUGUCCUCCCCAAUUCGAUCUCUCGUGACAUGCUUGGUCGCGAAGCCGUGAACGGGCUGUAUGAUUACUUUGUUACCAAGUAUGGAGGCGAAGAAUCUACGAGAUUCCAGGAGGCGCGAACCAACUUUAUCAAGAGCAUGGCCUCCUACUCGGUCAUCUCUUACCUUCUGCAGUUUAAAGAUCGACACAACGGCAACAUCAUGAUCGAUGAUGCCGGCCAUAUCAUCCACAUCGACUUUGGAUUUUGCUUCGAUAUCGCUCCGGGAGGGGUUCGCUUUGAGCGGGCUCCUUUCAAACUGACCUCGGAGAUGGUGGCGGUCAUGGGUGGUGGACAACACCUGGCUGGUGGCGGAGUCUCCAGCACCGGAAUCCAUCUCCCCGGCACUCACAGUCAUGACCCCACGACUACCCAGCCAUACCGAUGGUUCGAGUCGCUUACAGUCAAAGCGUUCUUAGCCUCUCGUCCGCAUGCAACGAAGCUGAUGCAUAUCGUGACGAUGAUGCUCGACAGCGGCUUGCCCUGCUUCAAACCAGACACCCUGAAGAACUUCCGCGACCGGUUUGUGCUCGACAAGAGCGAGCGAGAGGCGGCAGAUUACAUGCGGGAGCUAAUCCGCAAGAGCUACCUCAGCUUCUCUACCAAGGGAUACGAUCAAUUCCAGCUGAUGACCAAUGGUAUUCCUUACUGA
This is a messenger RNA of Rasamsonia emersonii CBS 393.64, 5991 nucleotides long. Its product is annotated as 1-phosphatidylinositol 4-kinase. NCBI's taxonomy places the organism in Eukaryota, Fungi, Ascomycota, Eurotiomycetes, Eurotiales, Trichocomaceae. Gene Ontology annotation, cellular component: plasma membrane; cytoplasm. Gene Ontology annotation, biological process: phosphatidylinositol phosphate biosynthetic process; phosphatidylinositol-mediated signaling. The coding region runs from base 1 to 5991 and encodes 1996 amino acids. Gene Ontology annotation, molecular function: 1-phosphatidylinositol 4-kinase activity. The record is from RefSeq and is a predicted model, not a curated record. The transcript is spliced from 10 exons.